UGGAUUUCCCAUUCACCUCACCUCACCUCCCAAUAUAUAUGUAUCCCUGGCUGCAACAACACUACGACCAACUCACACGUAGUACAUAGGAGUAUAUACAACGGGCAUCUAGCUAGCUGGUAAUAGUAUAUCGAUCGAAUCGAUCCAUCGUUAUGGGGUGGUCGGCGCUGCUGCUGCUGUGGCUGCUCGCUCUGGCGUUCAGGGCGGACGCGCUGGCGGCCAACUGGGGCACGCGCGCGCUGCACCCGCUCCCCGGCGACGUCACCGUGCAGCUGCUCAAGGACAACGGCUUCGACAAGGUGAAGCUCUUCGAGGCCGACCCGGCCGCGCUCAAGGCGCUGGGCCACUCCGGCAUCCAGGUCAUGCUCGGCCUCCCCAACGAGCUCCUCGCCACCGUCGCCCGGGACGUCGCCGCCGCCGAGCAGUGGGUGCAGCGCAACGUCUCCCACUACGUCUCCGACUACGGCGUCGACAUCCGGUUCGUGGCCGUUGGCAACGAGCCGUUCCUCAAGUCGUACAAGGGCCAGUUCGAGGCGGCCACGCUCCCGGCGGUGCGCAACGUGCAGGCGGCGCUCGUCAAGGCCGGCCUGGCCCGCCAGGUGCGCGUCACCGUGCCCCUCAACGCCGACGUCUACGAGUCGCUCGACGGCCGCCCCUCCUCGGGCGACUUCCGCCCGGACAUCACGACCCUCAUGACCAGCCUCGUUCGCUUCCUGCUCGACAGCGGCGGCGUGCUGGCCAUCAACAUCUACCCCUUCCUCUCCAUGGACGCCGACGCCAACUUCCCGCGCGACUACGCCUUCUUCCCGGCCCCCGGCGCGCCCCCCUCCCAGGCCAGCGUGCAGGACGGCAACGUGCUCUACACCAACGUCUUCGACGCCAACUACGACACCCUCGUCGCCGCGCUCGAGAAGCACGGCCUCGGGAACAUCACCGUCGUGGUGGGCGAGAUCGGAUGGCCCACCGACGGCGACGCCAACGCCAACGCCGCCGGAGCGCAGAAGUUCAACCAGGGCCUCUUCGACCGCAUCGUCGCCGGCAAGGGCACCCCGCGUCGGCCCCAGAUGCCCGACGUCUACGUGUUCGCGCUGCUGGACGAGGACGCCAAGAGCGUCGACCCCGGCAACUUCGAGCGCCACUGGGGCGUCUUCAACUACGACGGCUCGCCCAAGUACGCGCUCCGCCUCGCCGGCGGCAAGGGCAUCGUGCCGGCCAAGGGCGUCAGGUACCUCUCCAAGCAGUGGUGCGUGCUCCGCCCCGACGCCAGCCCCACCGACCCGGCCAUCGUCGGCGCCGUCGGGUACGCGUGCCAGUACGCCGACUGCACCAGCCUCAGCCCCGGCUCCUCCUGCGGCGGCCUCGACGUCCGGGGCAACGUCUCCUACGCCUUCAACCAGUUCUUCCAGUCCGCCAGCCAGCAGAAGGGCUCCUGCGGCUUCAACAACCUCUCCGUGGUCACCACCACCGACCCGUCGCGGGGGACCUGCCGCUUCAAGAUCAUGAUCGACACCGGCCGGCACGACCUCACCCACCAGGACGACUCCGGCGCCGCCAGGGCCGCCGCCGCGUGGGGCGCCGUCGUCGCCGUGCUCGCAUUGCUCGCCAUCGUCGCACUCUGACCCUCCCUCCCUCCCUCCCUCUGACAUUGACAUUGAUGAGGACACGCGCGCGUGCUCACCACCUCAACAACUGGCUAGCCUAGCUAGAGCUGGAGAGGAAGGAUCAAACAAUUCUUUCAUUCUUUCCUUCUUCUUCUUCUUUAUACGUAUAUCGGCUGUCAAUCAAGCUCCCUGAUCGAUCGGCAAGGAUUAGAAUUGUAUAUUUGUAGAUAAAUAUGUAGUUCAACGACGUUCAGAGCAUCGGAUCAGGAGUGUGGCACAAAGAUCCUAGCUACAUCCUCCUCCGACUAAUAAUAAUAUAAUAUGGAACAUAGAAAAUGCAAGGAGUUGUGUAAAAA
Messenger RNA from Triticum urartu, 1957 nucleotides. RefSeq names its product O-Glycosyl hydrolases family 17 protein. Gene Ontology annotation, molecular function: hydrolase activity, hydrolyzing O-glycosyl compounds. The record is from RefSeq and is a predicted model, not a curated record. NCBI's taxonomy places the organism in Eukaryota, Viridiplantae, Streptophyta, Magnoliopsida, Poales, Poaceae. Gene Ontology annotation, biological process: carbohydrate metabolic process.